UCUGAGGGUGCAUGCCAAGUUUGGUGACAGCGCCACUUAUGGGUCAAGAAUUCCAGAAAAUGGCUAUUUUAAUGGCUAUUCCAUACCUUUUGAACAGUUUUGCCCAAUAUCAUGAGGAUCUCAACGAUGCCAUAGUUUCUGACACUGACCAAAUCAACUCUCCGCCAUUUUACAUUUUAAUACAAAGUGUUGAAAUAAAGUUUUGAACUCUUUGUUGAAAGGAAAAUUGGUACUCAUCAUCAAUAUCAUGUCCUGAGGGUACCUGAGCAGUUUGGACACAGCGCCACCUAUAGUUUGAAUGGAAACUGUCUGGUUAGCAUGCUACUCAUGUGCUAUGAUAACUAAUUAUGCUAAUUGGUUAUUAUGCUAUCUGCAGGCAACAUUUGCUUCACAUGCUCAUCAGAUAGCAUGCUAACCAGUGAUUUUGUGUGCUGAACCUAACCUUGGCAUGUCUCUUUGCCAUCGAUGGUCGUGUUAACUGAAUGGCGCAGUAUGUAAAUUUCUGGACUACAAACUUAAAGGUUGGGUGUUUGAAUCCCACAAGAUUAGUUUUAAAAUUGUACUUCUGUUCACCUUUGGAUGUUCACAUUUAGGCCGUAAUUUACUGCACAAUUCCUGCUUCCAUUCAAAACACUCAGCUUUAACGACAACAUUUUCUCAGCAAUCAUUUUGUACUCUCAACAUGGCGUGUCUCUUUGGCAUCUUAUAGACUUGUGGAUUGUGUGGCGCUGUGGUUAAAGCUCUGGACUACGGUUGGGUGAAUCUCGUCUUGGCUGGACGUACAGUUGUGCCUCUGUUGUGCUGGGGCUCAUUGUGUUUAGUGAAUGUUUAAAGGGCUUACCUCCGUUCAUUGCUGCUUAUAUUUGUUGUUUUAAUUUAUGAAUGUUAUUUAUUUUAAUUUUAAAUGAAAUUCACAUGUCUUCCCAAAUUUUGGUAGAAGGGCUGAAAACAAUGGCACAUAUAAUAUAAUAUAAUAUAAGCAUCUCAUUCACUGAUGAUGAAAAGGAACAAAUAUUCAAGGCUGUUUUUGUUAUGUAUUGGUGGAAAGUCUCUUAUCUUUAAGAAGAUCAUAUUAGAAGUAGUUCUCUCAGUAGUAAUGCUGAUCUUGUGUUCAGGUGAUGCAGCGUUUGAUCGUCUUGAGUUUGUUUCAAUGUUUGUGUGAAAGAGGAGAGGCGGUUUUUCCUGUUUAGGAAUGAAUAGAAUUAUGAACCUUAUCUCAACCGUACAAACGCAUGUAUGGUUAUGUGAUCAUGUGAUACGGUGUGUUAAUCAUGUUGUGCUGCUUCAAUGUCUCUUUCUGAAGACACGCUCACUUUAUUUCAGGAACUGAGCUGCACUUUAUUCACAAGAGGAUUUACUGUUGAUGAAUGAAUCCACUGUGUUUACAACAUUCCCUACAGGAAUCUAUUUGAGGAGUUUUACAGAAGGAAUAUCUGAACAUUAAAGGCUUUUGUGAUGUUGACACAUAAAACAGCUUUGAAGAAUUCACCUCACAGUUUUAUUUGUCUAGAGUUUCACAGUGAAUAGACCUUACAAACUCUCAACGAAACCUCCUGCAGGCACAUACAGCAGGAUUGAGUGUCAUGAGCGGGUGAAAGGUCGUCUCAGAUACUGCGAAGCCGUUUAUUUAUUACUGUCGCUCACCAAACAUGGAGGAGUUCACGUGCUGGUGGCAUCCACUCGAUAGUGAAGACAGCGUCACUUACACGUUCAUGUACACUACAGGUGAGCGCGCUCCUCAGGAGUGUUCUGAUUACGAGAGCGGCGGUCCGAACAGCUGCUUCUUUGACAGCAAACACACUCAGAUUUGGGAGGUGUACUGCAUGAACGUGACAGCACACACUCGCACAGGGUCAAUCACCUCACAGAGACACUGCCUCGAUGUGGCCGAUAUAGUGGAGACGGAUCCGCCCUUUAACCUGUCGUACACCGUACUGAACAGCAGUGUUGUUGAGUCGUGUCGCACUGUUCUGGUGUCGUGGAUGUAUCCGAUCGCGUCUCAUGUGCGUGAGGGCUGGAUAACACUCGUUUAUGAGCUGCGUUACAGACACCUUGCUCAACCAGAACACUGGAAGGUGAAGGAGCGUCUGCGUGAGUCUCAUCUGGAGUUGUUGGAUCUGUCGGUGGGCAGUUAUGAGCUGAUGGUGCGCUGCAGGUCAACUAACAGUAAACACUGGAGCGCCUGGAGCCAAAUACUCAACAUCACCAUCACUGCCACACCACUGACCGAUCGUAUGUUGGCGUUCCUGCUCGGCACAGGUGUCGCUGUCCUGCUCUUCCUCAUCAUCGGUUUUGGGGUCAUUCCACGAGGAAAGAGAAUAAAAGCGUUUCUUCUGCCAACGAUUCCCAAACCACGCAUCAAAGGACUCGACCCAAUUCUGCUGAAGAAGGGGAAAAUCUGUGACAUCAAUCAUCAUUUCUCUAAUUUUCACAGCUAUAAACCGACGCAGUACUGUAUGGAGACGUGGUAUCAUGUGUGUGUAGACGCGGGUCCUGCCGCGGUGUCAAACAGCUUCAUGUCGUACCAUAAAAAAGACGACAGAGGAUACAGCACGCCAUCCGUUCAGAUUCCAGACGUAAAACAGUCUCAGACGAGCCGCUGUGCUGAACCGGAACCCCCUGGGUCCUACUGCGAAGGCCCUGCGGAGGUGACCACGCCCACAGAAAAUACUUCAGGGGCGUGGCCAGAGUCAAGCCACACCCACCCAGAGCUUGUGUCCUUCCCAGGAAUGGACUACAGCAUGAUUGUAAACCCCACCCCUGCUGACAGCGCUGCGAUGCAACCUGCCCCUCAGGACUUCUACACGUGUGUUAACUGGGUGACUGCCAACGGAACAGUGCAGCUGGUGCCCUGUUUUCCUGAUGCGCUCAAUAACAUGCCCUACCUGCAGUUCAAAGAGGGACUAGAGGACGGCGUGGAGAAAUGCGGUCAGUUAGCGGCGCUGCUGGACAAACAGAUGGAGGCGUUUUGUAGCGCAGCCGCUGCAGGAGAGACAGAACAGAACGAAUGUGUCAAACCUUUAUUACCUCAUCCUGCAGGCAGGAACUGAAAUUAAUCAACAAACACUGCUGGAGCUGCACAACUGGUUUGGUUACACACACGCGACGUACAAUCACACACUUCACAAACAUUGCAAGAAAUCAUGUGCUUGUUUUCCAGUAAAAUCAUCUAAACAUCCUUAAAACAAGAUGAAGUAAUAAACCUGUUUCAUUCAUGCUGAACACAAGAAAAAACAAUUCCCAAUGGGGUUAGAAAAAUAAACUUCAGAUUAGUCUUUGUAACUUAUGCUCCUUUGACUUGUCCAAUGUUGCUUUUCUCAUUAAAUAACAAAAAAAGAACAACGAAAUCUUGUUUCAAGUAUUUUUAUAUAUUUGUACUGGAAAACAUGAUUGAGCACAUGAUUUGUUUGUAGUGUAAAGAAUACACGAGAGACUGCAGUGCAUGAGGAUCACAGUGACACUUAAAUAACGGGGAUAUUGUCAUUAGCUGGGUUUGCAUCCAUGUAUUUUAAUGCAAAUUAGAGGAUAUUGCAUAAAAAAUGCUUGAUGGAAACACCCAGAUGUGAAUGUUUCCAAAAUGCACAUAAAAUAUUUAUACACCCACUGGAGGUGAAUAAUUGUUUUUUAUUUGAAAAGAAGACAUGUGCAUAAACUACGAUGGAAACACAUUUACUGAAUAUAUACAUAUAGAAUUUAUAUGGGGAUAUACUGUAGAUGUGCAUCAAAAAAGUCAUGUGAAUAUACAUAAUUCGCUCAGAGAAUAUCAUCAGUAUCAUCACAACGAUUGUGUACUCCUAAGCAUCUGCCACUGAACGCUAGCAAACAUGACGUUCAUAUUCCAUAACUCGGAUGGAAAUGUAACUGUUGAGUGUACUCGUGAAAAUGUAAGAAAUAUUGCUGCAUUUGCAUUAUGGGGUCUGUUGCUUUUGUCUUUAAAUGGACCGUAAUCAGGAAAGACGCCAGAUGUAAACAACAUUUUAGUUGUGUUUCCAUGCAAAUGUUUCCCUUUUUUUAAGUGCAUUUCUUAAAAAUUAGAUUAAAGAAAAUGCGAGUCAUUGUGCGUCAUGCGCAUUAUCUUGAGAGAGCCGCCGUGUCAUGAAUGACCUCUUUGAUUUUAUUUGCGUUACUGGAGCAACUGUGUAGUCUGAUGACUUGUUGUAUCCUAAUUUGAUAUUUUAUCACAAGAUAUGCAUUUGGAUAUAUAUUUAGACAUGAUCAAACUAUUAUUUGUCAAAGUUUAGCAUUUUAAAAUUGAUUUGAAGUGUCAGUUUGUGCAGUUAAUGUCAUUAUGCUGCAAUCAAACCUGACCAUGGUGUUACAAAGAGAAGACACAGAAUAAACAUUUUUCUACCAAUAAUUUAUUUCAAACAUAAACAUUUAAUAACUCAAAGUAAAUGCAUAAUAAUGUCAAGAAAAUGAACAUCAAGAAACAGAAAUGAACUGUGAAAUUCUGAAAAUUCAAUUAGAGUAUAAAACAGAAGAAUCAAAGUAAACAUUUUGCAAUUUUAAAAUUUUCUAUAGAAAACAUUUAUUUUACAGACAUGCAAAAUGUGUGUGUGUGUGUGUGUGUGUGUGUUCUGCAUUGUGAGUGUGUUAUUGUCUCACCACUUCAUUACUGAGUGUGUGUAUUUAAUAUCGUGGCUGAUUUGUUUUUUUAAUAAAUGUAAAAAAGCUCUGUGUUAUAGUCUCACCAGUUCAUUUUCUGUGUGUGUGUGUGUGUGUGUGUGUGUGUGCGCGCAUGCAAGUGUGUGUUUGUGUUUGUGUGUGUGUGUGUGUAUGUUUUGCACCGAGGAUGUUUUAGAAAAAAACCCUGUAAUUUCUGUCUGUUUUUUUCUGCAUUGUGGCUGAUUUCUUGUUUUUAGUUAAAGACUUUACUGAAUAUCUAGAGUUCACAUCAACUCAGUCUUUUCUAAAAUAGUUUGUAAAUGUCAACCAAUUAUUUCAAUGCAGUAAACCACAAAAAGAGUCACUGUUUAAAUCCUCAUGAACUGCACAGUAAUAUACACAUAAAAUAUGUGAUUGACACAACAAUGAUCUGAACUCAAGGUUUAUUUAAUAGAUCACAGGGGCGUUCAUGCCAAAAUCACUGCUGUGAAGAUGCACUUUCAUAAAAACAACAUUUGAAAAUGUUUCACAAUCAUUUAUCCAGCAGAUUUCAGGAAACUGUCAAAGCAGACUCAAACACUCAGACCUUAAAAAUCCUCUAAUACAGGAAAGAAACUGCACCCACCUUGGGAUAAAAUGUGUUUGUUCAGAGAUUGAAAUGAUUCUGUUCAGUUCACUGUGAUUUUCAGUCAGUGUCUGAUGAGUAAAAACCUCAUCCAGUCCUGUUGUUCAGAUAUUAGAUAUGAUUUAUUAAACUAUGAGAGCAUUUACUAGAAGCCAUGUGUAUGCAACGCCACACCAAAGAUUCUUCAUCCCUCAUGAACUAUCACUAUAAGAGUAUUUUUCUAUUGACAGUAAAUAUGCUGAAAAUGAUUGUGCACAAAACACUUUGUUGCGAUUUUCAUCAGGUCUGUUCGAUAAAUAUGAAUUAUAAAGAAACUAUAAAUCUGAUUAUAUAAAUGUUGUUGUAACAGCAGUGUAUCGUUUGAUUGAGUGAUGAUGUCAUGAAUGUAAAUCCCCCCCCCCCCC
Myxocyprinus asiaticus (Chinese sucker) is the source of this 5634-nucleotide messenger RNA. Its product is annotated as prolactin receptor-like. Gene Ontology annotation, molecular function: protein binding; cytokine receptor activity. The record is from RefSeq and is a predicted model, not a curated record. Bases 1650 to 3050 code for a protein of 466 amino acids. The transcript has 9 exons. Gene Ontology annotation, cellular component: external side of plasma membrane. Gene Ontology annotation, biological process: cytokine-mediated signaling pathway. Lineage: Eukaryota; Metazoa; Chordata; Actinopteri; Cypriniformes; Catostomidae.